GUCCAUGGCUUCUGCAUUACUGCGUUAGUCCUUCGAAAUAUCAUUACAAUGAGAGUAUCACUCGCUGUUAUAGUCCUGUUUGUUUUAACUCUAUAUUUUAAAAGUUGCGUUAGUGCGGGGAAUAAUGAAGUAGAUGAUAAAAAAGAACCCAAUAAGUACGCCCCACUUUGGUUCGGACCCAGGAUAGGAAGGAAAAAAAGGAACCUUGUCGAUGAAGGCUAUAAGAAUUUCGAUAAAGAAGAGGUGGAAGUUUUGUUAGAGUUUAUUAGGAAGAGUCCCUGGACUAUUAUGCUGUUUGGAAAUGGUAAUGGAAAACGUUUAAUAAACUACAAUCCAAAAGAUGAGCAUGGUAUAUCGGAAGACGAUGAAUUUACUGAAAUGGAACAAAGGUCAAUGUUUGCACCUCGAUUGGGGCGUUCGGCAUUUUAUCCCAGAUUAGGAAGGGGAAAUUCUAUUUUGGAAUAAAUUUUAUAAAUCAUAUUUUUUAAUAGAUUUUGCUGUGAUUUGGUGAAACUGAAUAAAAAAUUAAAAAUAAA
Psylliodes chrysocephalus is the source of this 536-nucleotide messenger RNA. The record is from the annotation of a GenBank genome assembly. Lineage: Eukaryota; Metazoa; Arthropoda; Insecta; Coleoptera; Chrysomelidae.